UAAAAGAUUACAUAAUAUAUUGUCUAAAAAGGAAAAAGAUUACAUAAACAAUAGCGAGGCAAAUUAAAGCUGUAAGAUGCCAGGGUUCCGUUCCGACCGCCGAAGCCAAUCGCCCACUCUCUAAAGUACUGACGGAUCUAUCUCAACAAGAAAGUGCCCAACUCCCUCAUCAGAGUUCGUACUGAAGCUGACGGUUUCCCCAGUCAAUUUUCGCGACGGACGGACAACGGUAACGGCAACUCGGCUCCCUCCGGCGAAUCGGCCACACCGCCGCUGCUCUCUUUCCGGCAUCGGCAACUCAGCUAAUUGGUAUUCUAUCUGCCAAUUGGCAGCUCCAAUCCGUAGCUUCUAUUGAUCUAUUCAUCAACCGUACAUGCAGUCCAGGAAAUCCAGAUGUACGGCUAUUAAUCUUGCCGGAUCUAGCUAGGUUUAAGGUAACUCAAACUCUCUCGUAUAAAUUCCGAUCAGGUGAGAUUGCUUCCUCACAACUUCCGAACUCCGCAAACGCUUCGUAGGUUUCCGAAUUCCGAUCGAAACUCCGAUGGACAAGCUCAAUAUUCAAUUCGGUGAGAUAUCGUUUUCUAGCGAUAACGAAGCCGCGUCGGAGAAAGCUACGGUGGUGCAUGCACCAAGAAUCGCACCGACCUACUUGAAUCGGUUGCAAAAGAUGGUUUCCGAUGCGUCGUCGCCGGCGCCGGUGAAUCGCAAUCAAGCUCCGGCGUCAUCUAGGGUUAACUAUAAGGGGUUAUCGGAGGAGGAGAAGAGAGAGCAAACCAAAUUCGCGCAAGUGAAGCGGAAGAAAGAUUUUGUUCACUACGAGAGAGUGGAUGGGAAAAAGGUAAACGUGGUUCAAGGCCUUGAACUACAUACUGGGAUUUUCGAUGCCGAAGAACAGAUGAAGAUUGUUGAGUGUGUUUACCAGUAUCAACAAUUGGGUCAGAAAGGGAAACUCAGAGCUCGAACAUAUUCUGAGCCAAAGAAGUGGAUGCGGGGCAAAGGGCGUGCAACGAUUCAAUUCGGUUGUUGUUACAACUAUGCAGUGGACAAAAAUGGCAAUCCUCCCGGAAUAGUAAGAGAUGAAGAAGUGGAUCCAUUGCCUGCUGUGUUCAAGCAGAUGAUUAAGAGGAUGGUCAGGUGGCAUGUUUUGCCUCCAACAUGUGUCCCCAAUAGUUGUAUUGUGAACAUCUACGAAGAGGGUGAUUGCAUUCCUCCUCAUAUUGACCAUCAUGACUUUGUUCGCCCUUUUAGCACUGUUUCAUUCUUGUCAGAAUGCAACAUUCUUUUUGGCUCGAGUUUGAAGAUUGUUAGCCCCGGAGAGUUUUCUGGUCCUGUCUCUGUACCUUUGCCAAAAGGGUCUGUGCUUGUUUUACAAGGUAAUGGAGCUGACGUUGCAAAGCAUUGCGUACCAGGUGUUCCAUCUAAAAGAAUCUCUGUUACUUUCAGAAAGAUGGAUGAAAGCAAAUCGCCUUUCAACUACAAGCCCGACCCUGAGCUUCUGAGAAUUCAGCCUUUGGUUCUUCAUCGUUCUCCAGUUAGAGAACCAUCAACUCAUCAAAUGGUUAGUGAGAAUGAAAAAAAGAUGAAGCAUGAUAAACCGGAUUCUCCACCUGCCCAGACAACAAAACAGAACGUUCUUACUGGAAACGAAGAAUUCCCUCCCCUCGGGAGCUUCAGCUCUUCAAGUAAGAACAGAAGUACUAGAAGAGUUAUAUAGUCAUUAGCCAUCGAUGUUUGUGCCAUUACUGUCAGAAUUGCAUCUCUAUUCUUACUUGUUUUGUAACUUCUGUUUGUACCAUUAGUGUCUGAAUUGUAUUUGUAUUCGUACUUUUUCACCUUUAUUUACUGAUUAUUUAGUGUAUUUUUACCCUGUACAAGCAUCUUGCUAUUUUUUGUUGAAAUAAUAUUAUUGAGUCUCAUCAGUCAUACCUGUUAGUGCAAUGUGCUUUCUAUGUUAAGUGUAUACUAUGGAGCAAAUCUGGGUUUUGCUUCCUCAGUGUUUGUCUCAGAAAGUAUCUUUUUUUUUUUUUUUUUUUUUUUUUUUUUUUUUUCCAAACCAUUUAUGUAUUUUUGGACUGGUAAAGUCAAAACUCAAAACCAGUAAGACCAUAUUAUGUUUUGGAUGAAUGAAUAAAGUUGCAGCCUUUAGUACA
Messenger RNA from Ipomoea nil (Japanese morning glory), 2150 nucleotides. RefSeq names its product RNA demethylase ALKBH5-like. The record is from RefSeq and is a predicted model, not a curated record. The transcript has 8 exons. Gene Ontology annotation, molecular function: demethylase activity; mRNA binding. Gene Ontology annotation, biological process: mRNA catabolic process. The coding region runs from base 542 to 1714 and encodes 390 amino acids. NCBI's taxonomy places the organism in Eukaryota, Viridiplantae, Streptophyta, Magnoliopsida, Solanales, Convolvulaceae.